Messenger RNA from Lutra lutra (Eurasian river otter), 3121 nucleotides. RefSeq names its product fucosyltransferase 1 (H blood group) (gene FUT1). The record is from RefSeq and is a predicted model, not a curated record. Lineage: Eukaryota; Metazoa; Chordata; Mammalia; Carnivora; Mustelidae. The coding region runs from base 447 to 1682 and encodes 411 amino acids. Gene Ontology annotation, molecular function: galactoside 2-alpha-L-fucosyltransferase activity. The transcript has 4 exons. Gene Ontology annotation, cellular component: membrane. Gene Ontology annotation, biological process: carbohydrate metabolic process.
CCUGGGACUGUGGGAGGAUAAACUGGCUUCCACUCCUGCCUGCCAGCUCCUUCCCGGCUCGGGAGAGGCUGCCACCAGGAGGGGCCCGUCUAGAAAGGAGCUGUCGGCACCAGACCAUCCACUCCCCCCGGAGGAGAGGCUGGGGCCCCCGGCUCUGGCAUCUGGAGGAGCAGCCCCUCGAACUGGUUCCUCACUCCCACAGGGAGGACGAGGCAGACGGAGGGCAAAGGAUCUUACUCCCCGCCUGGGCCUGGUGUCCGGGGAGUGGCCGGGCUCCGAGCAUCCAGGUACCCCGGGCAGGCUGUGAGCCCGCGCGCCAGAGAAGGGGGAGAAGUCCAUGGACCCGAACACCUGGGUCCAGCAUCGCGUUCAGCGCUAGAAGUCCACGUCCACGGAAGGAUGCCGCUGCUGGGGGCCAGCCCUUGGAGCCAGUCGGGGGAAGCGGCAUGGAGGGGAGGGCUGCCGAGCCUUGGGACCUGGAGUUCGAGAUUCCGGGGGCGGCCGGAUGUGGACUGCACUUGCGGACGGCUCGCUGCAGUCUCUCCAAGCCGUCUGCGGAUCUGCCAUCCACCAGAAGCUCAGCCAUGUGGGCCCCCAGCCGCCGGCAGCUCUGUCUGACCUUCCUGCUAGUCUGUGUUCUUUCAGCCGUCUUCUUCCUCCACAUCCACCAAGACCUCUUUCACAGUGGCCUGGACCUGACUGCCCUGUGUCCGGCCCGCCACCUGCUGACACCCCCUGUGGCCAUCUUCUGCCUGUCGGGCACGCCGAUGGGGCCCAACGCCUCCUUUCCCUGUCUCAAGCCCCCUGCCUCGCUCUCAGGAAUAUGGACCAUCUACCCAGAUGGCCGCUUCGGUAACCAGAUGGGGCAGUACGCCACGCUGCUGGCCCUGGCCCAGCUCAACGGUCGCCAGGCGUUCAUCCUGCCUGCCAUGCACGCCGCGCUUGCCCCCGUGUUCCGCAUCAGCCUGCCCGUGCUCGCCGCUGAGGUGGACAGCCGCACGCCGUGGCGGGAGCUACAGCUGCACGAUUGGAUGUCGGAGGACUACGCACACUUGAAGGACGCCUUCCUGAAGCUUACGGGCUUCCCCUGCUCCUGGACCUUCUUCCACCAUCUCCGCGCCCAGAUCCUCCGGGAGUUCACCUUGCACGACCACCUACGGCAGGAGGCCCAGGGUCUCCUGAGCCAGCUCCGCUUGGGCCGCGCGGGGGACCGCCCUCGCACCUUCGUGGGGGUCCACGUGCGCCGUGGAGACUACCUGCAAGUCAUGCCCCAGCGCUGGAAGGGGGUUGUGGGCGAUCGCGCCUACCUCCAGCAGGCUAUGGACUGGUUCCGGGCCCGGCACGAAGCCCCCGUCUUUGUGGUUGUCAGCAAUGGCAUGGCCUGGUGUCGGGAGAACAUCGACACCUCCCGUGGGGACGUGAUCUUUGCUGGCGAUGGGCAGGAGGGCUCGCCGGGGAAGGACUUUGCGCUGCUCACGCAGUGUAACCACACCAUCAUGACCAUUGGGACCUUCGGUUUCUGGGCCGCCUACCUGGCUGGUGGAGACACGGUCUACCUGGCCAACUUCACCCUGCCUGACUCCAACUUCCUGAAGAUCUUUAAGCCAGAGGCUGCCUUCCUGCCCGAGUGGGUGGGCAUUAAUGCUGACUUGUCUGCACUCCAGUCGCUGGCGGGGCUGUGAGCAUCAGGGAGACUUUCUGGAAUCGCUGAUCAGUCUUGGGGUGGCAUUUACCUGGCAGCUUCUGGGGAAACCUACUGGAGCCCCACAGCCAGUGCCCCCCCCACCCCAUUUCUAGAGCAGUUCUAGCUGGCUAGACUUUGAGAGAAAGGAGGGCUCUCUGUAGCUGUCUGGACAUUUUAGAAUCAGCAGAAGAUCUUUUCCUGUGGGUUGGCAAUGCCCAGAGAGGCUCGUAUCAGUUCUAGAAGGCAGCGCCUACCUGUUCAUUCCAGCCCAUAUCCAGAGUACUUUCUGGAGGGCUGCACCCAAGCCCAGGCAACUCCCCUUUCGAAUGUUGCCCCUGGUCUUCUUAAGAAGAGAGGUCCAGUCCCCAGGAUUGAGGGAAUUUGUGGGUGUCCUAGAGCAAGCACCCACCAACUCCCGUUCUGUGUUUCUGGAGUCAUUCUAGAGAGCCCCAGUUCGAGUACCUGUGGAGAAUCCUGCAGGGAUCUUCCAGAGGGGUGGGGUUCUGGAAUUCCAGGAGAAUCUCAGGAAGGUACAAUCCAAAUCUUAACGCCUCAACCACUGCUGGGAAUAUGGGUAGAAGACAGAUUAUGUGUAGCUGAGAGCCGACCCGAAAUCUGUCUGACCUCUCAGCCCCUGAAAAGAAAGACCAAGACUCUUUUUUGAGCAGAUGGAUGAAAACGUGGGAGGUGGCGGGAGGGGGACAGCUUCAGAAGUGUACCCAGUUCUGGAGCGAAGUUUUUCAGAAAUGUGGGAACACUCUUCAUUUUUCUUUAAGCUCAAAAACUGCCAAAGACAAGCACCCCACAAGGCGGGUCUGAGUUGAGGUGGCCCCUCCCAAUUACGCAAGUUUCCUCCUCUGCCUCCCCUCCCCCUGCCCCCUCAUCCCCCCUACCACCACUGGGCUGGGGGUGUGCGGGUUGGGGGGGGUGAAGGGGUGAGGGGUGGGGAGGGGUGAUGGAAUCCAUUUUCUGGAAUUCAGCCAGCAUGAAUGUUUCCUUCUGCCUUGCAGAAAGCGCCUGGCAUUGUGCCCCUUGCCAACCCUGGUGUGCCCCUUGCCAACCCUGGUCUGCCCCUGAUAUCACAGAACCACUAAAUCUGGCUUCAGGUUUGAAACAAAUGGAGGGUGUGCAGACCCUCAGCAGUUCUCAGACCCAGGCUGUCCUCAGACCCAGGCAGAAAGGAAUGCAGGGUCUGGCCAAGGAGGAUGGGAUUCUGGACUCAGAUUCCAGGAACCCCUUGAGGCUUUUGGAAGGGGGUGAAGGUGGCCUGCUAGCUUUAUUACAGACAACUCUGAUCACAUCUCCUGUCCACCCAGAAGAACGCAGACCCCUUUUUCAGUCUUCCUAAGGGAGUUUUGAGGGAUCAUUCCCGAUUCGGCUGCCACAGGUGGGGGAGAGGGAGGUAUGAAUUAAAAGUCCACAUCGCUAACACCUGUC